Messenger RNA from Hordeum vulgare subsp. vulgare (domesticated barley), 2151 nucleotides. Its product is annotated as protein DA1-related 1-like. The record is from RefSeq and is a predicted model, not a curated record. The coding region runs from base 365 to 1831 and encodes 488 amino acids. NCBI's taxonomy places the organism in Eukaryota, Viridiplantae, Streptophyta, Magnoliopsida, Poales, Poaceae. Gene Ontology annotation, molecular function: ubiquitin binding. The transcript is spliced from 13 exons.
CUCUCCUCUCUUUAUCCCCCUCUCCCCGCGGGCGCCGCGCCGUCGAGCGCAAGACACCGCUGGCUCGCCCGUCUCUCCGGUGGUUGGUUGCCCCCCUCUCCUUUCGCCUCGGCCCUUCUUCUAGGCGAUCGAGCCGGCCCCUUCUUCUUGCCGGGUUCCUCGGCGUCGAGUCCAAAGGUGCCGUGUGAAGAAAAAUAUCAGGCAAUCACCUAACGUGGCUGGAGUAUGAUCUGGAUUGGCCUCACUUAUUGCCAAGGAGCCUAAAUAGCUGGUCUAGGAGCACUGCAUAAGCAUUUUGCUGAAGACAAAGUUCUCAAAGGUUUCCAGGCUCAAAGAAAUUUGAUCCUCAUAUAAGCUCCAGAUCAUGGGUUGGUUAAACAAAAUAUUUAAAGGCUCAGUAAACAGAGUUUCAAGGGGUCAUUAUGAUGGCCACUGGCACGAAGGCAACCCAUCUGAGCAUACCAGAGAUGCAUAUAAUGAGAGCGACAGUGAAGAUAUAGCUCGUGCUAUUGCAUUAUCCUUAGCUGAGCAAGAUCCGAAUAAGGGAAAGGCUAUUGAUCCUGAUUAUAGUUUGGAGGAAGAUGAGCAACUUGCACGAGCUCUCCAGGAGAGCCUUAAUACCGAGUCUCCUCCUCGUCAAAAUGCUCCUGUUGAGAAUGUUCCAUCAGAGAGUAUCCCAGCAAGGGAGCCGCAUCAGCCUGUCUUCCCCUCAAGUGGAUUCAGGACUUGUGCUGGAUGCAGAAAGCCAAUUGGUCAUGGGCGUUUUCUUAGUUGUAUGGAUGAAGUUUGGCAUCCUCAGUGCUUCAAAUGUUAUGCUUGCAAUAAGCCCAUAUCAGAGUAUGAGUUUGCCAUGCAUGAAGACCAGCCAUACCACAAAUCCUGCUAUAAAGACUUUUUUCAUCCAAAGUGUGAUGUCUGCAAGAACUUUAUUCCGACAAAUAAGAAUGGCCUGAUCGAAUACCGAGCACAUCCUUUUUGGAUGCAAAAGUACUGCCCUUCCCAUGAAGACGAUGGCACUCCUAGGUGUUGCAGCUGUGAAAGAAUGGAGCCAACGGACAUCAAAUAUAUUACAUUAGAUGAUGGGAGGAAACUGUGCUUGGAAUGUCUCACUUCUGCAACAAUGGACUCUCCCGAAUGCCAACACCUUUACAUGGAUAUUCAGGAAUUUUUUGAAGGUUUGAAUAUGAAAGUAGAACAGCAAGUUCCAUUACUUUUGGUUGAGCGUCAGGCUCUGAAUGAAGCGUUGGAAGCUGAGAAAAGUGGACAUCACCUUCCUGAAACCAGGGGUCUAUGCCUUUCUGAAGAACAAAUUGUCAAAACUAUCUUAAGAAGACCAACAAUUGGACCAGGAAACAGAAUUAUGGAUAUGAUUACAGGACCAUACAAGCUGGUCCGACGGUGUGAAGUGACUGCCAUCCUAAUACUGUAUGGUCUACCAAGAUUGCAAACUGGCUCCAUUCUUGCUCACGAGAUGAUGCACGCAUAUCUUCGCCUUAAAGGAUACCGAUCCCUUAGCCCUCAGGUUGAAGAAGGUAUCUGUCAAGUCCUAUCCCACAUGUGGCUCGAGUCUGAAAUCAUCGCGGGUGCUAGUGGCAACACCGCUUCCACCUCAGCAUCAUCAUCGUCUUCGUCGGCAGCUCCUACCACUUCGAAGAAGGGAGCAAAGACAGAAUUUGAGAAGAAACUCGGGGCGUUCAUCAAGAAUCAGAUCGAAACAGAUUCGUCCGUGGAAUAUGGGGAUGGUUUUCGGGCAGGCAUUCAGGCGGUUGAACAAUAUGGCUUGAGAAGUACCCUUGAUCAUAUGAAGCUAACAGGGUCCUUUCCUUAUUGAUUAUUAUUCAAGUAAAGAGAAGAACAUUACUCUGAUUUGUGAAGAUGGCUGCAUAUUUGGAGGUUAUUUGGUGGAAUUAGACGCAUCAUACAUAUACAACAGGAUAAGAUUAGUUUACAGUAAAGUAAUAAGAAGAGAAAGAAAGAUUAUUCAUACAUAGAUAUUUGCAAAUUUUCCUGUUGUCUGUGAAAUAAUACAUGUAAGUCUUAAAGAUAUAGAGGUACUAUAGUUGUUUCUCACAUUGCCAGCAUACAGGGCAAACUUUGGUGAACAUAUCUUACAUACAUGAGUACAACAUUUGGAUAAAUUGUGGGGAUAAA